Messenger RNA from Aspergillus luchuensis, 330 nucleotides. It is a transcript of the gene aspf8, whose product is annotated as ribosomal protein P2. NCBI's taxonomy places the organism in Eukaryota, Fungi, Ascomycota, Eurotiomycetes, Eurotiales, Aspergillaceae. Gene Ontology annotation, biological process: translation; cytoplasmic translational elongation. The coding region runs from base 1 to 330 and encodes 109 amino acids. The transcript is spliced from 2 exons. The record is from RefSeq and is a predicted model, not a curated record. Gene Ontology annotation, cellular component: cytosolic large ribosomal subunit; ribosome. Gene Ontology annotation, molecular function: structural constituent of ribosome.
AUGAAGUACCUCGCUGCCUACCUUCUGUUGGCCCUUGCUGGCAACAACACCCCCUCCGCUGAGGACAUCAAGUCCGUCCUCUCCGCCGUCGGCAUCGACGCUGAGGAGGAGCGCCUCCAGAAGCUCCUUGCUGAGCUUGAGGGCAAGGACCUCCAGGAGCUCAUCUCCGAGGGUACCCAGAAGCUCGCUUCCGUUCCCUCCGGUGGUGCCGCUGCCGCUGCUGCUGCCCCCGCUGCCGGUGGCGCCGCUGCUGAGGCUCCCGCUGAGGAGAAGAAGGAGGAGGCCGCUGAGGAGUCCGAUGAGGACAUGGGCUUCGGUCUCUUCGACUAA